UCUAGUACACUGUAUUGGUAAAUGCCGUCCUGCACGUGUGUACUCUUCAUUGUUGACGGCGCUUUCCGGUUAUGGCCCUAACGAAAACGCAGAAAUUGCAAAAGAAACAGCUUAGUGAUGUUACCGUCGAAGAGUUCAUGGCUGGAGGAUUUUCCUCGGACUCCGAUGACGAUCAUGCUGCCACUGCAAGCGAGCCCAACGGCGGGUCUCUCGGCUCUGGCACUGACCGGCUGCCAGGGGCGAAGCCGAAAAGACUUCUCAAACGUAAGAAACAGCGCCCCGACGAAAAGCUGCAAGCGAGUAGCGCGAGAAAAGUGGUGCCGAAGAAGCCGCGCAAUGCAGCCAAAAAAGAAGCGAGUCCGAAGCGCGACUGCUUGGCAGACUCGGACAGUUAUUCGGACGUCGACGGCGUAGAGAGUAGCGAAGAAGAGUCCGACGUUGACAUCGAAAAGCAGAAGGAAAUAGUGCGGAAGCUGAAGGAAACCGACCCCGAUUUCUAUCAGUACCUGGAGGAGCACGACAAAGACCUGCUCGACUUCUACACCGCCGAGGAAGUGGAUGAUGAAGAAGAGCCCGAGGAAGUGCCCCCCAAAAAGAAGCAGCUACUCAAACUCGAGGACAUCGACCGCUUUUCGAGAGACUUGCAGACAAAGCCCGAGCUGCGCAAGAUCGCGGAUGUGGUCGACUGCUUCAAGGCGGCCGUUUUGCAAGCAGAGGGAGACGAUGUAGGCACAGACUCCAAGAAGCAUACGAGUCCUUUCAAAGUCGAAGGGCAAAUCACAUUCAAUGCCGUCGUCAAGCUUUGUCUCAGUGACUUGGUGCCUGCAUUGCACCAAGUGUUGCGUCUGCAGGAGCCCGCAGUUGUUCAAGAUGACUCCAAGUCGUUUGACCCAACCAAAAGCCACAGCUGGAAGAAGGCCUCGGUAGUCGUGAAAACUUACCUCAUGAACGUCGUCAAGCUCAUCACCGCAGUGACUGAGCCACAGCUCGUAUCGGUGCUCCUGAGGCACAUCCUAUUUUUAGUCCCGUACUAUGUCGCCUUCCCGCAAGUCGCCAAGGCACUUCUAAAGCGUCUUGUGCAACUCUGGUGCGAGGCAGAAGAGAGCGUUCGUGUUGUUGCCUUUGUCUGCCUCAUCCGCACAAUCCGUGGCCUCCCACACAACUACCAUGACAAUGUGCUGAAGCACAUGUACAUGUCUUACGUACGCAACUGCAAGUUCACCUCGCCCACUACGUGGCCUCUCAUUAACUUCAUGAAGCGUUCACUCGUUGAGGCUUAUUCUGGAGAUGAGAGCCUGGCCUAUCAGCAUGCCUUCCUCUAUGUCAGGCAGCUUGCCAUUCACCUCAGGAAUGCGAUGACUGUUAGAAAAAAGGACACCUGCAAGGCCGUCUACAACUGGCAGUACAUCCACUGCUGCCUCCUUUGGUGCCACCUUCUGGGGACAGUGUCACCAAGCAAAUUGCUCCAGCCGCUCGUCUAUCCGCUAGUCCAGACGAUGGUAGGCACCAUUCAGCUGAUUCCAGCUGCGAAGUACGUUCCAUUGAGGUUCCACUUGGUUCGUGGUCUCAUGCAGCUGUCGUCCUGCACAGCCGUCUUCAUUCCAGUCAUGCCCCAUCUCUUGGAAGCGUGCACAGUUGUCAAUUUUGGCCAGAAGCACUCUGCAACGUCCAUGCGACCUCUGGAGCUGAGCUGCAUAUUACGUGUGUCGCCGGCACAGAUGAAAGAGAGUGGAUUCCGUGACGCCGUUAUCGAGACCUUUUACGAGCUCGUCCUGGAGUACCUCUCCACUGUCUCCCAUUCAGUGGCCUUCCCAGAGCUGGUUCUGCCAGCCCUGGUCUACCUUAAGGAGUUCUCCAAGAAAUGCAAGGUUGCAAACUACACAAAAAAGUUGAAGCAACUUGCAGAGAAGAUGGAAGAGAACUGCAGGUUUAUUGAGAAUCGCCGCACCAGCUGCAACAUUGCGCUUGGUGACGCUCAGGCGCUGGACAACUUGGAGCAGAGGUGGAAGCAUGAAGGGACUCCUUGGAGCAGGUUCUACGAGCAGUGGAGCAAGCUGCGAAACCAGAGGCAGGAGACUGCUCUUCAUGGCAAGGUGCUGACAAAGCUGCCGGAAUCCGACUCGGAUUCUGAUGACGGAAGGCCAAGACGGAAAAAGAAGGGAGCAAAGAAAAGAGAUCACCCUAAGCAGAAAGAGGAGAAGGAUGCUGGUGCGAGCAAAUACAGCGAAGUAGCUAUCAAGGGGGACACAGACAUCGUGCAGGACAUGACUUUGUCGUCAACUUCUGAGGAGGACAUGACCAGUGAUGGUGAAGACUUCGAUGAAACAGACUGAGCAUCGAUGCCAUAGUAAAUGUCUUUUUUUAUUAUACUCUUGAGAGUUACUUUUUUGGGGUUGGGAGACUAUGUGGGCAACUGUGAACCCCGUACACUUGAUAAACAAAACAAAAAAGGAAUGAUGCAGGAUAAUGGGCGUUUUAAACGUACAUAACUGCAGUGCAGUCAGUGGGCGAACCAGCAGCCAUUACUAGUAUGUGAAAUCAAAAUACAUGUUUACAUUUACAUUGCCAAAGCCGUAGUUCGAGGGACUAUGUGAGGGACAUGCAGACAUAUGCUGAAAAAGAAGCGGAGUGUUUUAAUUGACCUAAAAACUGCCUUAAAUGCACUGUGCUGGCUCGUAUCUGAAUUAUGUACAAAGUAAACUUGUUUUCGACUUCC
Messenger RNA from Rhipicephalus microplus (southern cattle tick), 2716 nucleotides. RefSeq names its product Nucleolar complex protein 2 (gene Noc2). The record is from RefSeq and is a predicted model, not a curated record. Gene Ontology annotation, biological process: ribosomal large subunit biogenesis; negative regulation of transcription by RNA polymerase II. Gene Ontology annotation, cellular component: nucleoplasm; Noc2p-Noc3p complex; Noc1p-Noc2p complex. Gene Ontology annotation, molecular function: transcription corepressor activity; histone binding. Lineage: Eukaryota; Metazoa; Arthropoda; Arachnida; Ixodida; Ixodidae.